AUGGUCCGGAACAGAUUCGGUGCGAAUGCGGUCACGUUCCACCCGAUCCUCAACGCUCUCACGAAGAAGAAGAAGAUGGAGGAGGCAUGGCGAGUGGUGGAUCUGAUGAGAGAGAUCCAGAUCCCGAUAGAUCUUACGGGCUACAAUUACCUGCUCACGGCGUACUGCCACGCCGGAGAUCUGACGUCAGCUGCCGAAUUGCUGACGAAAAUGGAGGAGGAGGAGGGGCUGAGGGCGGAUACGAGGACCUACGACGCUCUCGUCCUGGGAGCGUGCAGGACUGGGAAGGUGGAGGGUGCUCUGGCAAUGCUGAGGAGGAUGGAGGAAGAUGGCGCGCCGCUGCUGUACGCUAGCCACGCUCAUGUUAUAGGGGCGAUGCUGAGUGUGGGCUACUAUGAGCAGGCGGUGGAGUUUGUGAUGAGCUAUGGAGGGAGGGAUGAGGGAUUGGACGAGCAGAGCUUCGGGCUUCUGGCGAGCCGUCUGAUUAAUUUGAAGAGGUUCGAUGAAGCAAGGUUUGUGGUUCAGGAGAUGAAGAGGAGGGGAAUAAAAAUGGGUGAUAAAUUGAAAGAAUUUUACUAUUCGCACGUCACAGUGUAA
Molecule: messenger RNA, 597 nt
Organism: Thlaspi arvense
Lineage: Eukaryota; Viridiplantae; Streptophyta; Magnoliopsida; Brassicales; Brassicaceae
Source: the annotation of a GenBank genome assembly